AUGGCUGUUCUCAAACUCGCAUUGCUCGCCGCCGGCGCGUCGGCGUUCGUCGCGCCGACGCCGAAGACGUCGAUGAUGGCGCUCAAGGCCGACGCCGUCGUCGAGGCGGCGGCGCCGGAGCCGGCGGCGCCCGCGGCGGCGCCCGCGGCCGCGAUGACCUUCGGCAAGAUGCUCGGCGACGAGCAGUUCGACUACUCGUCCAUCGUCGGCGCCGAGGGCGGCCUGGGCGUGCCGUACGCGUUCGACCCGAUGAACUUUGCGGGCAAGUACCCGGGCAUGGUGCCGUGGUUCCGCGAGGCCGAGCUCAAGCACGGCCGCAUGUGCAUGCUCGCGUCCAUCGGCAUGGUCGUGCCCGCGAUCGUCCGCGUGCCCGGCGAGCAGUUCCAGGGCACCUACACGGGCUGGGAGGCGCACGACCGCCUCGUCGCGUCGGGCAGCCUCGGCCAGAUCCUCCUCUUCGUCGGCCUCGCGGAGACGCUCGGCGGCAUCCCCGCCGUCGUCGCGACGAUGAAGGGCGAGCGCGCCCCGGGCGACUUCGAGUUCGGCGCGACGUUCAAGCCGACGGACGAGAAGGAGCUCAAGCGGAAGCAGCUCGCGGAGCUCAAGAACGGCCGCCUCGCCAUGCUCGCCUUCAGCGGCCAGGUCACGCAGGCCGUCCUCACGGGCCACGACGCGCCCUUCCUCUGGUAGGCGGCGGACGAGAGGCGGGCGCCGCCGCGGCGGCGCGGCGCCCGGCCCGCGGGGCCCGCGCGGGCGGCGCGGGCGCGCACACCACCCUCGGCUAAACUGUUCUAGCUCGC
Molecule: messenger RNA, 800 nt
Organism: Aureococcus anophagefferens
Lineage: Eukaryota; Pelagophyceae; Pelagomonadales; Pelagomonadaceae
Gene: LHC58
Product: putative plastid light harvesting protein isoform 58
Exons: 2
Coding region: 1-690 (229 amino acids)
Biological process (GO): photosynthesis, light harvesting in photosystem I; response to light stimulus
Cellular component (GO): membrane
Source: RefSeq, a predicted model, not a curated record